Messenger RNA from Vollenhovia emeryi, 1869 nucleotides. Its product is annotated as protein msta, isoform B-like. The record is from RefSeq and is a predicted model, not a curated record. NCBI's taxonomy places the organism in Eukaryota, Metazoa, Arthropoda, Insecta, Hymenoptera, Formicidae. Bases 16 to 1563 code for a protein of 515 amino acids. The transcript is spliced from 9 exons. Gene Ontology annotation, molecular function: protein binding.
CUUUGUCUCGGGUCGAUGACCCGAACUUUAUCGGAAGAUACAUCACUGGAAAGUAAUGCAUCCGCAUCGCAGGCAUAUGAAAUACUGCAGAAUGAUCAAGUUGGCAGAUACAUGGUUGCGAGCAGAGAACUACAGGCUGCUGAAGAAAUUGUCACAGAGAUGCCGUUCGUCAUCGGACCUAAGGCGUGCACUUAUCCCUUGUGUCUCUCGUGCUAUACACCUUGGCCCCUUGAACCGGAUAACAAAUCACUAUGUUCUAAAUGCGGAUGGCCCGUCUGUGACCAGGACUGUGAGAAUGCUUUGCAACAUAAAGAUUACGAGUGCCAGGUGUUUACACAGGCGAACGAGAAGUUUAACGUAGACACCACACUAGAUGGUAACAGCGAAAACGGUGUUCCGCAAUUAGAAUGCAUAACGCCGUUGAGACUAUUGUUGGAGUCGGAGAGAAACGUUGCAAGGUGGAACAAGGAGGUAAAGAAUAUGGAGGCGCAUAAUAAGAUAAGAUGUCAGAAACCGCAAUGGAAGUCGGAUCAAGUCAAUAUCGUGGACUAUCUGAGAAAACGGCUCAAACUUGAUAGAUUCUCGGAGGAGUACAUACAAACGGCAUGCGGUAUUCUGGAGAUAAAUACGUUUGAAGUGCGGACACUAAAAGGAUUCGGUGCACGUGGCAUCUAUCCGAUAACUGCUAUGAUGAAUCACUCGUGCGUCUCCAACACGUCUCACAGCAUAUCGCCAGUGGAUUACAAGUUGCGACUGCGUACCACAGUUAAAAUUCCUGCAGGCGGUGAACUCAACGCGAGUUACACGCACUCGUUAUUGCCGACGAUGCUACGGAGAGAGCAUUUGCUCGAAGGCAAACACUUUGCGUGUGCUUGCCCCCGAUGUUCAGAUCCUACGGAACUGGGCACUCACAUGUCCUCACUGAAAUGCAACAAGUGCGACAACGGAAUCAUUUUGCCGCUGGAUUCUUUGGACUCGGAAAGUACAUGGAAGUGUACGCACUGCGAAUUUUCUACCAAUGGUCAGGCAGUACGAAAAAUUCUCCGAAUCAUUCAAGCGGAAGUAGAUACCGUUGAAGCUAUCAGUGGAGCCGACGGAGCCGAUGCAAUUCACCAAAGAGAAAUUGUAAUGAAAAAGUACCGAUCAGUUUUGCAUCCCCGUCAUGCCUUUCUCUCCAUGUUAAGGCACUCGUUGACUCAAAUGUACGGUCGGGUUAAUGAGUAUCUGUUGGAUGAUUUGCCGAUUAUUGUAUUGGAGCAUAAAGUCGAUAUGUGCCGUUUAUUACUUCAAGUACUGGAUGUUGUAGAACCUGGGUACAGUCGUGUAAGAGGUAUGACGUUAUACGAAUUACACGCACCGUUACUAUUUUUGGCGAAAGAUCAGUGGAAUGCCGGUGUCAUUGACGAAGCGGGACUGAAAUCCAAAAUGAUAGAAGCGGCAAAUAUUUUAAAAGAGGCGGCUACAAUAUUAAGCUUAGAGCCAUUGGAGACGCCCGAGGGACAAAUAGGACUCGUCGCAAAGGAGUCUAUAGUUCAACUGGAACAAUCCAUAAAUGAUUUAUAAAAAUCUGUCUGUUGUAAAACCUCGUUAUUUGAACAAAUUUAUUCUAUUAAUAACAUUAUAUUUUUUUCCAUAAUUACCAGCUUACUAUUUUUCAGAGAAUAGACACUUUGUUAGAAGAUUAUCCCAAUCGUUACAUACUAAUCAUUUCUCAUUAUUGUCCUUAAAGCAGAAAUUGUUAGCGGCCUGCAAAAGGGAAAUAACAUAUCUCUAUCCUUAGAAAAAGAUUGUACAAAAAGAUGCUAGAAACUUGUAAGGAAGUCUGUAAUGUUUUCAACAUAAUACAGCCGGACAUAUCGCACUUAGGUA